Molecule: messenger RNA, 1133 nt
Organism: Linderina pennispora
Lineage: Eukaryota; Fungi; Kickxellomycota; Kickxellomycetes; Kickxellales; Kickxellaceae
Exons: 1
Coding region: 243-953 (236 amino acids)
Molecular function (GO): gamma-glutamylcyclotransferase activity
Source: RefSeq, a predicted model, not a curated record
ACACACCACUGCAAGGUUGCUUUCCGACAGAAUACUAGUCCGAAGCGAUGCCAUCGGUAACUACAAACAAUGGUUCGCUCUGGUACCUGGGUAAGUGGCUUGGCUUCCCUCGCAGAUAAUCACACUGGUCUUCACAGUACAGUGGGCCUCAGCCUUAAUUUAUGACCGAGCCCUACAGGACAGCAGCGACUAAUUAGCCCGCUCUUCCGGAGCUAUGGCUGAUUGUAGGUUACGGUUCUAAUAUGAGCUCGAAGGUUCUUUCGGGGCGGCGCAAGGUGUUCCCGCAAAAGAGCCUCCCAGUUAUUGUUCCUGGCUAUCAACUGACCUUUGAUAUGGCCGGUCUGCCGUACCUGGAGCCAGGGUUUGGUGUUAUCUCCAAGAUUACCAGCAGCCGAGAGGCUGACGAGACGACAGGACUUUCCAAGACUCGGCCAUUUGCCGAUUGCCAGGUAGGGGGUCCACUGCACUGCGUUGCGCACUUGAUAACACCAGAGGAAAUGCAGCGUAUCAUUGAGACAGAGGGCGGCAACGGCAACCCCGACGUCGGAUACCAGACGGUCGAGAUCAGGUGCCAGACGUACGACGGAGACCUGAUCACCGGUGUGACGCUAAUCGACCCCCGGCUCAAAGAGCAGUGCUUGCAUCCGUCGGAGCGGUACCACAGGAUCCUGCUGGAUGGCGCGGUCGAAAACGGCCUGCAGCCAGAAUACAUUGAGCGGCUGAAGCAGGUGGUGCCCUACCGACCACAGACCGUUGGGCAGACUGUGGGCAAGUGCCUGUUUUUGGCCAUUGCAGUGCCGCUGAUGCUGCCGUAUAUCUGCUUCAUGAUAGGUGCAAUGGUGCUGAAGCUUCCAGUUCCACGGCUUGUGUCAAGUUGGAUGGACUACAUGAAGCGUGUGGUGUGGGCACUGCAUGACUAUGUUCUGGCACCGGUAUUUGGCAAAGGGUGUUGACGGAUGACUCGUCUAGCUUCACUAUUCUAUUUUCUUGGCAGAAAUUAUUGCAAUUAUCCCUUUUCGGCCAACAAAAGCCAGCACAAUUGCGCGAUGGGUGGCAAUCUCCCGCGUAUUCUCUGCUGUGGGUCGGGAGAUAUCGACAAUUGAUGCCGAACGUGCGGCGGGGCCACACACGAC